Molecule: messenger RNA, 1914 nt
Organism: Parnassius apollo (apollo)
Lineage: Eukaryota; Metazoa; Arthropoda; Insecta; Lepidoptera; Papilionidae
Source: the annotation of a GenBank genome assembly
AUGGAUGGGCCGAUAACAAGAGGCCCUCUUCAACGAUGGGCGAAGAAGACUACCAACGAGAAUAUCAAUCCAUCGUUGAGCGCAUCUUUCAAAAAUGUUUCCAACGCAAACCUAAGCUCUUGCAAUCAGUCAAUGCAAAAAUUGUCAAUAUCAGCAAAUCAAAGUUGCAAUAACAGUGUGUUAUCUAGUAGUAAGACUCCUACAAGAAAUGAAAACAAAAAAGGGAAAAAGACUCCCUCGAAGAACAAAUCUCCAGGUCGUUCAACUACACCUACUCCUAAUAAAGCUUCUAAGACCCCUAAUAAAGCUGACAGAUUUAUCCCUUCUAGGAGUAAUUCAAACUAUGAUUUGUGUCAUUAUAUGAUGAGUCGUGAUGAAGAAAAAGGUGAAGAAGUUGUUACUCAGACAGCAGCUAGUGAGGCCAUUGGGAGAGCACUUACAGAUACUGAACCAGGAAGAUUGCUGCAGUACACAUGUAAAGCACCUGCUGCACCUGAGGGUUACCAGAACAGAUUACGAGUUGUGUACUCACAAGCCAAAGUUCCUUCAUCAGUGAAAAACACCACAAGAUACAUUCCACAAGCCCCUGAUAGAAUACUUGAUGCUCCUGAUAUUUUGGAUGACUAUUAUCUUAAUUUGGUAGACUGGAGUGCAUCAAACAUUCUAGCAGUAGCUUUAGGCAAUUCAGUGUACCUUUGGAAUGCUGGAACUGGACAAAUAGAACAACUUCUAACACUAGAAGGCUCAGAGACAGUUUGUUCUGUGUCUUGGGUACAAGGUGGUGGUACACACUUAGCUGUUGGUACUUCGACUGCUACAGUUGAACUGUGGGAUUGUGAGAAAAUAAAGAGAUUGAGGUUGAUGGAUGGGCACACAGGCAGAGUGGGCUCACUAGCAUGGAACAUGUACAUAGUUUCCAGCGGUGCUCGAGAUGGUAACAUUGUGCACCAUGAUGUGAGGCAACGUGAACAUGCUCUUGCUACUAUCAAUGCACAUUCACAGGAGAUUUGUGGGUUAAAGUGGUCCCCUGAUGGCAAGUACCUGGCAUCAGGUGGCAAUGAUAAUCUACUCAACAUCUGGCCAAUUGUUCAGGGACAGCACUACACACAACCUCAGUAUCUCUAUUCUUUUAACCAACAUUUAGCAGCCGUUAAAGGGCUAGCAUGGUGUCCAUGGAGUGCGGGUAUUUUGGCUUCUGGAGGCGGCACUGCUGAUCGAACGAUACGAAUCUGGAAUGUCAACACUGGAGCGAACCUCAACACUGUUGACACUAAAUCUCAGGAAAAAGAAAAUAGAAAAAAAAGGGAAGUAAGGUUUUGGAUACAUCCGAUUUUAGAAAAAAGGGAGGAAUAUGGCGCGUUUCAUACACUUGUCAAGAAUCAAUUGAGAGAAGAUGAAGACAAGUUUUACAAUUAUUUUAGAAUGCAGAAAACUACAUUCGACAACUUGCUCCAAAAAUUAUCCCAGGAACUAAAACAUCAAGAUACUUUUAUGCGAGAGAGUAUAUCGCCCGCAGAAAGAUUGGCUGUAACUCUGAGGUAUCUAGCAACAGGAGAUACCUUUACUGACCUAUACUACAGCUAUAGAAUUGGAAUAAAAACCAUAAGUUGCAUCGUGUGCUCGAUUGUGUGGAGCACGCACUACAAGGAGCUGAUCUCGGGGCACGGCUACGCGAACAACCAGCUGGUGAUCUGGAAGUACCCGCUGAUGACGCGCGUGGCCGAGCUGACCGGGCAUGUGGCGCGCGUGCUGCACCUGGCGCUCUCGCCCGACGGCACCACCGUGCUGUCGGCCGGCGCCGACGAGACGCUCAGGCUCUGGAAAUGUUUCAUGUUAGAUCCGUCCAAGAAGAAAGAGCCCACUGAUUCAAAGGCCGCGAAAUCCCUACUUAACAUAAAUACCUCAAUGAGAUAA